Diaporthe amygdali is the source of this 1440-nucleotide messenger RNA. RefSeq lists its product as uncharacterized. Gene Ontology annotation, molecular function: FAD binding. NCBI's taxonomy places the organism in Eukaryota, Fungi, Ascomycota, Sordariomycetes, Diaporthales, Diaporthaceae. The transcript is spliced from 3 exons. The record is from RefSeq and is a predicted model, not a curated record. The coding region runs from base 1 to 1440 and encodes 479 amino acids.
AUGACGGAUAUCACCAGCCUGCACCGGUGCGAAGCGCUGGUUCAGCUGCUGGGGGCAGAAAAGGUGUCAUUACCAGGUAGUUCCGCCUAUGCUGCGACCCUGUCGUCAUAUUUCGCUUUACAGGCGUCCUCGAUUCGACCAUUGUGUUUCGUUACACCGCAUAGUGCCAGCGAUGUGUCGAUCGUAGUUCAGUCGCUAGCCGCUGAUGCCGCUGCUGGCUCAUGCAGUUUCGCAAUCCGAUCAGGGGGGCAUAUGUGGAACCCCGGGGCAUCAAAUGCUCCGGACGGCGUGACGGUCGACCUGUCGAGACUCAAUUCGAUCGAUGUAAAUGCCCGGGACUCGACUGUGUCUCUCGGCCCAGCCGCAUCUUGGGACGCCGUCUUUGCUAAGCUCGAACCCCUGGGGCUCGGUGUUGCUGGAGGUCGGAUCGCCGGCGUGGGUGUGGGAGGCUUGACGCUGGGAGGUGGCCUCUCUCACUUCUCGCCUCGCUACGGUUGGACGUGUGAUACGGCGACAGCUUUCGAAAUUGUCCUGGCCGACGGCUCUAUUGUGGAAGCCAGUGAGGUGCAGAACAAAGAUCUCUUCCGAGGACUUCGCGGCGGAGCCAACAACUUUGGUAUCGUCACCCGGGUGGACCUGAGGACAUUCAAGCAAGGCCCUGUAUGGGCUGCUACCAUCUACAGUCCGCUCUCGACUGUAGAUGACCAGAUCAAAAUCUUUGCCAACCUUUUGGCAGCUGAAGAUUACGAUGAGAAUGCAUCAUUCUUCACUGGAUUCGGAUACUCACAGACCAACAAGAUGACAGUCGUUGUCAACAACUUGGUCUACACCAAAGCAGUAGAGAAUCCAUCUUAUUACCAGGGAUUCCUCGAUCAGCCUUCCAUUUAUAGCUCAUCUUCCCUCACCAACAUGACUGCCCUUACGCAGCAACAAGCGAGUUUUCUGCCUCCAGGGAUGUCUCGAUACCUAUUUGCCACAACAACCUUCAUCCCGACAGAGGAAAUGCUUCGUGCCGCAUAUGAAGCGUACAGCAGCAGCCUAGAGAGGGUCAAAGAUAUCAAAGGCCUCACAUGGUCGUUGUCAUUCGAGCCACUGCCUCCUAAGAUCUACCAACGCGGCGCGGCAGAAAAUACAAUGGGGUUGGCCGACCGCAAGGGAGCUCGCGUUGUGUGCCUCCUCUCACAGGCAUGGUCUGACGAGGCAGAUAACGUGCGUGCUACCGCUGAAUCUGAGGCCCUUGUUGGUGCCAUCGAAAAGGCCGCUCGCGACCUCGCGGCCUACGAUCCGUAUGUCUACCUGAACUACGCCGCAGACUGGCAGGACCCAAUUUUGAGCUACGGGGGGAACAGCGUCCAACAGCUGAAGGAUCUACGGGCUAGGGUGGAUCCUACUGGGGUGUUCACGCGUCUCGUUCCUGGUGGCUUCAAGGUCCCAUCUUGA